Molecule: messenger RNA, 1740 nt
Organism: Helianthus annuus (common sunflower)
Lineage: Eukaryota; Viridiplantae; Streptophyta; Magnoliopsida; Asterales; Asteraceae
Exons: 1
Coding region: 1-1740 (579 amino acids)
Source: RefSeq, a predicted model, not a curated record
AUGGGUAAGAAAAUAGUGGCCGAAUGCAAUGACCUAUUCGAGAGUUUCGCCCAUUCCGACAUUGACCAUCGCGCCAUCGAUAGGACUUCUAUUCCUGUUUCUAGUACUUCCUCGGCCGGUCGAGGAGUACACCAAAUUAGCUUGGAUACAUUGAUGGUUACGGCGAUGGAAAACCUUGAGAGAAGGCUAACCAAUAGGAUGAACGAUUUAGAGAAGAGGGUCGAUAGGUGUGAGGUGUGUAGAGGGGGUCACGAUACCAUAGAUUGCCCUACACUCACGGUUGAGCAGGUAGAGUUCAUAGCCAAUAGAGGUCCAACAAACCCUUUUAACAAUUCAAAUUUAGGGUCCAAUUGGCGUAGUAACACCUUCCAUCUUCCGGUAAUCCCCCCGAUUUCCAAUCAGGUUCAAAUCAAAACAGGGGGGCAGGGUUAUUAUUCUAGUGGGGGUUCGAAUCAACAGGUUCAGUUUGGUAGUUCAGGAGAUCAGUUCAAUAGUGGGGGGUCAAACAGUCAAGGUUCAAACAACCAAGACUUGGGUAGUGGUCUAGAUGAGAUUAAAGCUAUGUUAUCCCAAAUACUAGUUGAGAAUCAAGCAAGUGAAAGGACCUUAGAGGCCACUCAAAGAACCCUAGAGGACCAUGCCGUAUUUUUAAAGAACAAUCACUCCAACUUUUUGGACCUUCAAAGGAAAGUCAGUGACAUAGAUCGUCAAUUGCAAGAAAGGUGUUCCGGUCAGUUCUCGGGUAACUCCCAACCCAACACAGUCAAUCAUCAUGUUAAAGCUAUAUCUACUAGGUCGGGUCUAGAGUUAAGAAAGGUUGGUCCACCACCGGUUCGAGUAGAGGAAGAGGAGCCGAUGGAUGACGAGAUAGAGCUAGAGGCACCUCCACUAGAAAAGAGUGUUAGGAGUCCGGUUAAGAUAGUUAGACCGAGUCCUGAGAUUGAUCAUGCUCGUGCUCCUUAUCCUGAACGUUUAAAGAACCAAAAAUUCCUAGACAUGUUCAAACAAUUUCAGAUCAAUCUACCGUUAAUCGAAGCCCUCAAGCAUAUACCGAAAUAUGAUAAGUUCUUAAAAGAAAUCCUAAAAGGGAAAGAUAAGUUAGAGGAAAUUUCGAAUGUUUCCUUGAAUGUCGAAUGCUCUGUCGUGGUCAUGAACAGCCUACCGGAGAAACUAACAGAUCCGGGUAUCUUCAUGAUCCCGUGUUUGUUUGGUGGUGAUGUUCAGAACCACACAUUGGCCGACCUUGGUGCUAGUAUUAAUUUGAUGCCAUAUUCAUUUUAUGAAAAACUAGGCCUUGGUGAUCUAAAAUCCACUCGUAUGACCCUAUCUUUAGCGGACAAAACGGUUAAGUAUCCCCGGGGAAUUGUAGAGAAUUUGUUAGUAAAGGUCGAUAAGUUUGUCUUCCCAAUGGACUUCGUAGUACUAGACAUGGAAGCCGAUGAAAACAUACUGUUGAUUUUAGAACGUCCAUUCUUGAACACAUCCAAAGCUCUAAUAGAUGUCUACUUAGGCACUAUCACACUUCGAGCGGGGGAGGAGUCGGUAGUUUUUAAGGUUACCAAAUCGAGAGGGUCGAAUGAUAGAGUGGAGGCAGUGGUGUCAGUAGGGAAGAGUGGGAAAGAUAUGAGAAGUGAGAAAGAGGUGGUAAAUGGUCCUAGUCUAGAGGAAGCGAUAGGACCUAAGUGUGGGGAUCCACCUGAUAGGAGAGUUGAGGAUUUAGAAAAGAGGGUAAAAAGGUGA